Malassezia japonica is the source of this 297-nucleotide messenger RNA. It is a transcript of the gene RPC19, whose product is annotated as RNA polymerase subunit AC19. Lineage: Eukaryota; Fungi; Basidiomycota; Malasseziomycetes; Malasseziales; Malasseziaceae. The coding region runs from base 1 to 297 and encodes 98 amino acids. The transcript has 3 exons. Gene Ontology annotation, cellular component: RNA polymerase I complex; RNA polymerase III complex. The record is from RefSeq and is a predicted model, not a curated record. Gene Ontology annotation, molecular function: protein dimerization activity. Gene Ontology annotation, biological process: DNA-templated transcription.
AUGGACGAGGACCACACGCUCGGCAAUGCCUUGCGCUAUAUGCUGAUGAAAGACCCGCGCGUCGAAUUUUGCGGUUAUACGAUUCCCCACCCGUCGGAGAGCAAGAUCCACAUGCGCAUCCAGAUGUAUGAAAACACCACCACCGCCGUCGAGGCGUUCACCGACGCGAUCGCGAACCUGGACCAUGUCUUUGACACGAUCCAGGACCGCUACACCAAGAGCCUGGACUCGGGCGAGGUUCAAAAGGAAGCGGUGCCUCCGCCGUCCAUCUCCCGCCGUCCGGAAUUCUCUGGAUAA